Messenger RNA from Zasmidium cellare ATCC 36951, 648 nucleotides. RefSeq lists its product as uncharacterized. The record is from RefSeq and is a predicted model, not a curated record. The transcript has 2 exons. Bases 1 to 648 code for a protein of 215 amino acids. NCBI's taxonomy places the organism in Eukaryota, Fungi, Ascomycota, Dothideomycetes, Mycosphaerellales, Mycosphaerellaceae.
AUGGCCGACCACGAGCACGAGCACGACCACGCACACGACCACGCGGGCCCCGCCCCGGGCGAGACCGCCGAACAGCACGCCGCCCACCAAGCCUAUACGCCCGUCAAACACUGGGGUCUGGGCCGCCGCGCCGAAUGCGCUCUGUUCUACGCCUUCACGAUCCCGUCCUGGUGCUUCGAGAUCGCGGCGUGCGUGACAGGGAGUUUCCUGGGGACGUCUUCUGGCGCGUUUAUUGGGACUGUGACGCCGUGGUUGGUGCUGUGGGCGACGGCGUGGCUGCAGACGGCGACGCAGAUGAUUCAGCGGGCGAGCUGGGUGCGCGACGAGGCGAAUUUGAAGGAUCGGAAGCAGUACCUUUAUUUGAGCGUCAGGUUGCAGCGGUUGAUGUUGCCCACCGCCAUCCCCGCCCUGGUCACCUUCAUCGUGGCGUACGUCCAGCGGAAAAGCCGCGACGACUUGGCUUACUGGCUCGUCUUCUUGCUCUUCUUCAUCUUCAACACCGUCGGCUGCGUCAUGAACGCCUACAACAACAUCACCUGGGAGUGCGACCGCCUUCAUUACGAAGAGGGCUUCCCCGCUAUGAAGUACACUCGUCUGGCUAUCCUUGGAAUCCCAAGCUCCGACAGAGGCUUGUUCAGAUUUGAUUGA